Messenger RNA from Phycodurus eques (leafy seadragon), 6061 nucleotides. Its product is annotated as microtubule-associated serine/threonine-protein kinase 1-like. Gene Ontology annotation, molecular function: magnesium ion binding; protein binding; protein serine/threonine kinase activity. Gene Ontology annotation, biological process: peptidyl-serine phosphorylation; intracellular signal transduction. The record is from RefSeq and is a predicted model, not a curated record. Lineage: Eukaryota; Metazoa; Chordata; Actinopteri; Syngnathiformes; Syngnathidae.
UUGCUGCUGCUGCAGCUUCCCCAGUUUUAUUGAAAGUGAAGAUGGACGACUGAGGGGGAAAUUGCAUUUUUAUCGAGAAGAGAGUUAUGAAUAAGCGGUUCCCGGGUGGCCUUCUCCGGGACGUCAAAUAGGCAUUUGGCCGAGCUGGGCUUUAGAAGUCGCAAUUCUCGCGUGGAAAGAAGCUCGCGUUUCUUGUGGAUGCUGUCGUGUUGUGACACAGCAGGACGAGCCAGGACCGGGUUAGUUCUCCUAAGAACUGUAUCCAGGCGGACAAACAAACCUCUGGUGGGUUGUCAAGGAUGCUCGGACAACAACUGCACGACUGUCAACAGUGAGGUUUCUCUCAAUGGCUUCUUUUUCGUGCCAUUAAUUUAGACCAGACACAAUGGGUCCGCUUGCCAUUUGUGUCAUUUCGUGCUCCUCCUCGACGUGACAGCGGACCAUUCCGCUCAGGACUUUGUUGCUUCUGUUGCAGUGCAGUUCGGCUGGCAGCUACAGUCCCGUUCGGUCCGAACACAGAACACAGCGAGCUGAUCAUUUUAUUGUCAUUGCACUUUAUUAAAACAUGGAUGACUCGGGCAUAAUACGACGCCGGAGGCUGCAGAAGGAUUUGCCCCUGCCUCGCAAGAGCAGCAGCUGUCGAACAAGCAAUAGGAAAAGUCUCAUCUUGACCACCACCUCCCCCACUCUGCCUCGCCCACACUCUCCUCUGCCUCUCCCCGGACACCUUGGAAGCAGUCCACUGGACAGCCCGAGAAACUUCUCCCCAAGCACCCCUGCUCACUUCUCCUUUGCCUCCUCCAGAAGAGCUGAUGGACGGCGUUGGUCUUUAGCGUCUUUGCCCUCGUCUGGUUACGGCACAAACACUCCCAGCUCAACGUCGUCCAGCUCUUCUCAGGAGCGGCUGCACCAGCUGCCCUUCCAGCCCACCAUGGAUGAGCUCCACUUCUUAUCCAAGCACUUUGGCAGCACGGAGAGCAUCACAGACGAUGAUGGCGGACGCUCCUCUCCACACAUGCGCCCGCGCUCCCGCAGUCUCAGCCCAGGACGCUCCUCUUCCUGCUAUGAUAACGAGAUAGUCAUGAUGAACCACGUGUACAAGGAGCGCUUUCCGAAGGCCACUGCUCAGAUGGAAGGGAGGCUUGCAGAGUUCAUCCGCGCUUACUCUCCUGAAAAUGUUCUCCCGCUGGCCGACGGCGUUCUCAGCUUCAUCCACCACCAGAUCGCUGAGCUCUCCAGGGACUGCCUGACGAAAUCCUGCGAGGGACUCAUCACAUCUGUCUACUUCUUCGAGCUGCAGGAAAACCUGGAGAAGCUUCUCCAUGACGCCUUUGAACGUUCAGAGAGCUCGGAGGUGGCUUUCGUCACAGAGUUGGUGAAGAAGCUUCUUAUCAUCAUUUCCCGACCGGCCAGGCUCUUGGAGUGUCUGGAAUUCAACCCUGAGGAGUUCUACCAUCUGCUGGAGGCAGCGGAGGAUGUUGCCAAGGAGGGUCACCUGAUGAAAACUGACAUCCCUCGUUAUAUUGUCAGCCAGUUGGGACUGACCAGGGACCCGAUUGAAGAGAUGGUAAACCUUGAUAGUUAUGACAGUGAAGGACCUCUAACACCAGAAACAGAUGACUCAACAGAGGGUAAGAUUAGAACAAUGAAACCACCAGGUGAAGCUGACUUCCAGACCAUCAAGCUCAUUAGCCAUGGAGCAUAUGGUGCUGUGUAUCUGGUCCGACACCUGGAGACACGCCAGCGUUUUGCCAUGAAGAAAAUUAACAAACAAAACCUGAUCCUAAGGAACCAGAUCCAACAGGCCUUUGUCGAGAGAGACAUCCUCACAUUUGCCGAGAACCCCUUUGUGGUCUCCAUGUUCUGUUCCUUUGAAACCCGUCGGCACUUGUGCAUGGUCAUGGAAUAUGUUGAAGGAGGAGAUUGUGCGACACUGCUGAAGAACAUUGGGGCUCUGCCAGUGGAAAUGGCUCGGAUGUACUUUGCUGAAACUGUCCUUGCACUCGAAUACUUACACAACUAUGGCAUUGUUCACCGUGACCUCAAGCCUGACAACCUUCUAAUAACAUCUAUGGGCCACAUCAAGCUUACAGACUUUGGCCUGUCUAAGAUGGGUCUAAUGAGUCUGACCACCAACCUGUAUGAAGGGCACAUUGAGAAAGACACGCGUGAGUUCUUGGAUAAACAGGUGUGUGGAACCCCAGAGUAUAUUGCUCCUGAAGUAAUUCUUCGUCAAGGUUACGGAAAGCCAGUGGACUGGUGGGCUAUGGGUAUCAUCUUGUAUGAGUUUUUGGUGGGGUGUGUGCCUUUCUUUGGAGACACUCCAGAAGAGCUGUUUGGACAAGUCAUAACAGAUGACAUUGUAUGGCCUGAAGAAGAUGAGGCCCUCCCCGUUGAUGCCCAACAUCUCAUCUCCUCUCUUUUACAGACAAAUCCACUUGUUCGCCUAGGAACGGGAGGUGCUUUUGAAGUGAAGCAGCACUCCUUCUUCACAGAGGUGAACUGGAACAGCUUGCUGAGACAAAAGGCCGAGUUCAUCCCUCACCUGGAGUCAGAGGAGGACACCAGUUAUUUUGACACACGGUCUGAGCGCUACCAUCAUGUGCAUUCAUAUGAUGAGGAUGAUACCAAUGAUGAUGAGCCUGUGGAGUUACAUCGCUUUUCUUCGUGUUCACCCCGCUUUAGCAAGGUGUACAGCAGUAUGGAACAUCUGUCCCAGCUGGAGCAUAAACCCCCAAGUGUAACAUUAAGGGAGCACAAAGUUCCAAAAGAGGACCGAAUGGCCAAGAGAGAAAGCCUGGGUAGCUUUACGCUCAGGGACAAGAGCUGGAGGACUGGAUCACCAGAAAUGAAGCGUUUGUCCUGCUCAGAGUCGUCCUUCACCGAGAGCGACUACAGUCCUCCAUCUGGAGCCCGAAGGCGCUUCUCUGCCCUCAUGGACACGCACCGCUUGGCCUCACCUCUGGAGGUCGAUUCUGAGCAGUCCCUAACAAGGGUCCAGCCACAAAUGAAGGCCAGGGGCACCUCUCUGGAAGGAGCCAUGGGUGCCAUAUCCUCACAAGGCGAUCUCAGGACAUUCCUUAAAGAAAGCAAUGGGUUCACAGCUGGAGCCAGUGCAACUGUUUUGGGGCUUCCAGAGCCCCAAGGGCCCAGAGGGGCCACCAGUGACUUGGUGCUGCGGAGAGUUCGGCAUCAGCAGCUCUCAGCUGAGGGAGAAAAACGGAACUCUCGACCUGGAAAUAAAGUUAUCAAAUCUGCUUCUGCUACUGCUUUAUCUGUCAUCAUUCCUGCAGUGGAGCAACAUGGUGCCUCCCCCCUAGCGAGCCCCAUGUCUCCUCGCUCCCUUUCGUCCAACCCCUCCUCUCGGGAUUCCUCUCCCAGUCGAGACUACUGUCCAGUGGUAAACGUCCUGCAUUCCCCAAUCACCAUCCACCGCUCUGGCAAGAAGUAUGGCUUUACUCUCCGAGCAAUUAGAGUCUACAUAGGAGACAGCGAUGUCUACAGCGUACACCAUAUGAUAUGGCAUGUGGAGGAUGGAGGCCCCGCCCAGGAGGCUGGACUUAGUGCUGGUGAUCUCAUCACACAUGUAAAUGGGGAGUCAGUUCACGGUCUGGUCCAUACAGAAGUGGUGGAGCUCAUCCUGAAGAGUGGAAACAAGGUGACCGUUACAACGACUCCCUUUGAGAACACCUCUAUAAAAGUGGGACCUGCACGCAAGACCAGCUAUAAAUGCAAAAUGGCCCGACGCAGCAAAAGACCAGGAGCCAAAGAGGGGCAAGAUAAGAAGCGCAGCUCCCUGUUCAGAAAAAUCACCAAGCAGUCCAAUUUGCUCCACACCAGUCGGAGCCUCUCCUCUUUGAACCGCUCUCUGUCAUCUGGAGACAGUUUACCCGGAUCUCCCACCCACAGCUUCUGUGCCCGCUCACCCACUCAGACAUAUCGCUCAACUCUGGAAUCCCCAUACCUGGGCACUUCCUCACAGAGCAGCUCCCCAGCAUCGAGCACCCCCAACUCCCCAGCCACAUCGCACCACAUGAGGCCCAGCUCUCUGCAUGGCCUGUCGCCAAAACUUCACCGCCAGUACCGCUCUGCUCGCUGCAAAUCUGCUGGCAACAUCCCCUUAUCGCCUUUAGCCCAUACACCCUCCCCUACCACGUCCUCCCCGCCGCCUCUGAGCGGCCACACUGUCGGAAGCUCCAACACCACGCAGAUGUUCCCCGUCAAGCUACACUCCUCACCACCAGUUGCCCGUCCUCGUCCCAAGAGUGCAGAGCCACCCAGAUCCCCCCUUCUGCAGCGAGUACAGUCAGCAGAGAAGCUUGGAGCGCCUAUUCUGCCUUCUUCCUCAUCAUCAUCCUCGUCGCCUUCUCCUCUGACGGGAGGGGUGUGCCUCCGCAAGCACAGUUUGGAGGUGACACAUGGGGACUACAGGAGAGAGUCCUUCCACUGUGAGCACAGUCUACAGAGUCUGCUUGAGAUGGAGGGAGAGAAUGGACCUGCUCCACCUUCUCCUUCAUCCUCUUCGUCUCCUUCUCCACCUUUAGGAGGGGAAACCAGUAGUUUGCAUCCUGUUAGAAGGCUGGGAAGGCAGGAAACACCACUUGGCCGUGACACAAUGGUACCAGUAACAGAGACAGAUACUCAAACCAUGGCAUCGGAUCUUGCUGGGUGCAAUACUGAGACCAAAGCAACAAAACGUGAAUCCGCCAUUGACCCAAAUAAAACAUUAUACACCUCUGGGGCUCUACAGAGUUCAUCUGCAAUUGAGACGACCCCUCCUCCAGUAGCAGCCCCAUCCACCACCGAGAGCAAGCCGAAACACGGGGUCAAACCUUUAAAUGCAAACAUUGCACCUUCUGAGGCUACAUUCUCUAAGAGCAAACCUUGUGAGAAAAUAUCCCCUCCAGGGACAACAAAGUGCCUCCAACCGCAAGAGAAAAAGCAGAAGUAUGCUCACAUAGAAAGUGUCUCUUCAAAUAAAGUUUUAGGAAAUGCCGAAGACAAAACCAAAUACAUAGCAGGUACAGAGAAAGGUGGCUGUCGCAAAGGAUCAAGUACAGAGUCAUCCAAACCUCGUAAAAGCACGGAGGCCAUUGAGAAGGAAGGCAGUGGUGGUGAUAAAAAAACAGAGACGACUAAGGUUAAAGGUCCUGCACCUCCAGUUCCCAACCCAGUGCAGGUCCACAGUGCAACAAAUGUACCAGUUGCUGGCAGCUCCAAAGUGGAGUGGGCAUCAAAGAGUUACCGGGGAGUGAAGGAGGAAAGGGCGCACCUGGAGGUGUUGGAAGAAAACCCCAUGUCCCCUUCUUCUAAUGCAUCCUCACCUUGUUCGAGCAAGCCACGCGUCAUGUCACCCGGGGACAGAGCCAGCUUUGUCACACAACUCACAAGCGUCGCCAAAACAGUACUUGGGCCUAUGAAAGGGGGGGCACAAGAUGGUUCCAAGGGCAAAGAUGCCUGUAGGUCAGGUGAGGAGAAACGAGGCAGCUCAGCGGGAAAAGCAGAGGCUUCAUGUGGGCCUGGGCGCCGUGGGGCUCAAACAACCUCUGCUGGUAGCGCUCUCCAGUUGGAUAAAGGAAACACUCGGAGCUCAAAGCAUCAUUCGUGAUGAAGAAGCAGACCCUCCAAUGCAUUGCCUUUUACUGUAGAAGCAUCCAAACAUAUCAUAUAACUUGACACCUUUCUAACAAACAUAAAUGGCUCAACAGAAAUAAUCUGAAUCCGAGACUUUGGACAAAAUGGGGACAAAAAUUUAAAUAAAUCAACUACUGUCAGCGCCGUGUAGCAUAUUAUAGGCCUGUGGAUGUCUUUGUCACAAUGUGCUGUAGAUGUAUUUAAAAAACAAACAAAAAAAAACAAUGCAUGUUGUACAUAGAAAAUCAAAGAAAUUUAGAACGUAGAUGAAAAAUAAAAAAAUAAUAAAUACAGAGGACCUUAAGGUAGUAAACACUGUGAACAACUUUGCAACCACCUAAACAUGCAAACCACAUUCCAUUUACUUAGAUUGGUUACGUUUAUUUAGCAAAAUGAUAUAAUUAAGUUAUGUAUCAUAAAAUGACAG